GCUCGACUUCUAAAUCAACGUUCACACUUUCAUCGUUCCAUCUAACGGCUAGAGUUCAUCCUCUCCCUCCCGAAUAUUAGGGUUUGUUUUUCACUCUCCUCCUACCACUCCCACACAUUUCCUCCGCUUCAGUUUUCUCCAGAAAAUCAUGGUGAAGGGUCCAGGUCUCUACUCCGACAUCGGCAAGAAAGCUCGAGAUCUUCUGUUCAAAGAUUAUCAGAAUGACCACAAGUUCACCAUCACCACUUACACUUCUGCUGGAGUGGAAAUCACUUCAACCGGUGUCAAGAAGGGCGAGAUAUAUUUGGCGGAUGUUAGCACUAAGCUAAAGAACAAGAACAUCACUACAGAUGUCAAAGUGGACACUAACUCAAAUCUACAUACAACCAUCACUGUGGAUGAACCUGCACCUGGACUGAAGACAAUUUUUAGCUUUAUUUUUCCAGAUCAGAAAUCUGGCAAGGUGGAACUCCAAUACCAACAUGAAUAUGCUGGAAUCAGCACUAGCAUUGGAUUGACAGCAAGCCCUAUUGUUAACUUCUCUGGUAUCAUUGGAAAUAAUUUGGUCGCUGUUGGGACAGAUCUUUCAUUUGAUACUGCCUCUGGCAACUUUACCAAGUACAAUGCAGGAUUGAACGUCACGCAUGCUGACCUUAUUGCAUCUCUUACUCUAAAUGAUAAAGGUGACUCUCUUAACGCCUCAUAUUACCAUGUUGUUAGUCCGCUGACUAACACUGCUGUUGGUGCGGAGCUUUCACAUAGCUUUUCUAGCAACGAAAAUAUACUGACUAUUGGCACCCAGCAUGCUCUUGACCCAAUAACUUUACUGAAAGCUCGGGUGAACAAUUAUGGCAGAGCAAGUGCUCUGAUCCAGCAUGAAUGGAAUCCAAGGACCCGCGUAUCUCUUGUUGGCGAGGUGGAUACUGGGGCAAUUGAAAAAAGUGCAAAGGUUGGUCUUGCUUUGGCCUUGAAGCCGUAGACUUGAUGAUUUUGAAUUGAUAGGCUGCGUGGCAAUAAGUUUUAGAGCUAGGGUUUCACUUUCCUCAUGAACCUUUGGUCCUUCAUAUUGGAGCUGUUAAUUUCUUGCUGGGUAGGGUGUAAAAUUAAUAAGCACAGAACCAAUUUUAAAGUACAUUCAUUCAACAAAUCCAGCCAAACCUCAUUGAUUUAGAUGCACAUUUGACUAAGUUUUUUGAGCAUGGAAGGUGAUGGUCAUGCAAUAUUAUUGUUGGGUGUAUAUCAAAGCUUUGACUUUUGUUUGGUAAAUAUGUGGUUCCGUUUA
This is a messenger RNA of Lotus japonicus, 1282 nucleotides long. RefSeq names its product mitochondrial outer membrane protein porin of 36 kDa-like. NCBI's taxonomy places the organism in Eukaryota, Viridiplantae, Streptophyta, Magnoliopsida, Fabales, Fabaceae. Gene Ontology annotation, molecular function: voltage-gated monoatomic anion channel activity. The transcript has 6 exons. Gene Ontology annotation, biological process: monoatomic anion transmembrane transport. The record is from RefSeq and is a predicted model, not a curated record. Bases 149 to 979 code for a protein of 276 amino acids. Gene Ontology annotation, cellular component: mitochondrial outer membrane.